UGGCCAGACUAUUUUAUGGCAAUAGCUUUUCUGUCUGCACAACGGAGCAAAGACCCUAGAACACAGGUUGGAGCCUGUAUAGUAAAUACAGAUAACAAGAUCGUGGGUAUAGGUUAUAAUGGAAUGCCACAAGGCUGCAGUGAUGAUCUCAUGCCAUGGAGCAGAAAUGCUGACAACAUCCUCGACACAAAACAGCUCUAUGUGUGCCAUGCAGAAUUAAAUGCUGUACUGAACAAAAACUCGACUGAUGUCAAGGAUUGUACUGUGUAUGUGGCUCUCUUUCCAUGUAAUGAGUGUGCUAAAGUGCUUAUUCAGUCCAGGAUAAAGGAGGUGGUGUAUUACUCUGACAAAUAUCAUGAGAAAGUCGAGUUUGUGGCUUCUAGGAGGAUGUUAGAUAUGGCUGGCAUCAAACAUAGACAAUAUAGACCAAAGCAUAGUCAGAUUGUUAUAGACUUUUCAUCAAUAGAUAUAAUGAACAACGGAGUGGACACAUCCAUUAAAGAACCCAAGGUUGUCAAAGAUGAACAGGUGAUAUCUAACGGAAAUGCUUAG
Messenger RNA from Ylistrum balloti, 552 nucleotides. Its product is annotated as deoxycytidylate deaminase-like. NCBI's taxonomy places the organism in Eukaryota, Metazoa, Mollusca, Bivalvia, Pectinida, Pectinidae. The transcript has 4 exons. Gene Ontology annotation, molecular function: dCMP deaminase activity; zinc ion binding. Gene Ontology annotation, biological process: dTMP biosynthetic process; dUMP biosynthetic process. The record is from RefSeq and is a predicted model, not a curated record. Bases 16 to 552 code for a protein of 178 amino acids. Gene Ontology annotation, cellular component: cytoplasm.